ACCAGUUUGUCAAAACAAACAGCACCGAGUCGGCAUAAAGUGAGCGUAUUCGUGGCUGACAGCUGUCAAAGUUAACACUGCAGCUUCUCAUAGCCCACCUGAAAGGUUUGCCAUGGCUUUAAAGAGAAUACAGAAGGAGUUGAAUGACUUACAGAGGGACCCUCCUGCUUCAUGUUCAGCUGGACCUGUAGGGGAGGACAUGUUUCACUGGCAAGCUACCAUCACAGGACCGAAUGACAGCCCAUAUCAUGGAGGAGUGUUCUUCCUUUCUGUCCAUUUCCCCACUGACUACCCCUUUAAACCACCAAAGGUUGCCUUUACAACGAAAAUCUAUCACCCAAACAUAAACAGCAAUGGUAGCAUCUGCCUUGACAUCUUGAGGUCACAGUGGUCCCCUGCACUUACUGUAUCAAAAGUUUUAUUAUCCAUUUGCUCUUUGCUAUGUGACCCAAAUCCAGAUGAUCCACUAGUCCCAGACAUUGCACACAUAUACAAAUCAGACAGACAAAAAUACAACAAAGUUGCCAGAGAAUGGACCCAGAGGUAUGCAAUGUGAAGGAGAGUGAAGUUUCUGCAACUGCAACGCAUCCUAGAACACCUCGAAAUAUGGCCGCAUUGUUGCAACUCUUCAUCCGCACUGGUUGUAGUCAAGGUGUUUUUUUGUUUUUUUUUACGCUUGAAGCACUUUCUCUACUCUGACUUGACAUGACUCAAUUGUUUUUACUGUUUAUUUUAUUUUUCCCUUAAAUUGGCAUUAUUAUUAUUUUUAUUAUUAUUAGCAGUGGUGAGAUGGCCUAAUUGUAUUUUUCUUUAUUAAGAGAUUUAUAUUGUACAAGAAUACACUGAAUUUAUUUUGCAUUAUUUUGCAUUAAAAAGGUUAAUCGAAAAAAGUGAAUUUCAAAUUGUUUAAUGGCAAUACACGAGUAAACUGAAUUUAUGAAAAAUCUUGCAGUGGCAUAAAAUGUCUGUUUUUGUGGAAUUUCUAUAAACCUCAUCUUAGAGGCUGUCUCUUAUUUUAUUAUUUACAUGGCCACUAGGUGGUAGCCUUUGCUUUUUACUGCACAAGCCUUUUACAGAGGGCUGUUUCUCCCCUGGACAACUUUAAUAUUCAUGUUUGUGUUACAUUUAAUUCAGGCCCAUUUGCUAAACGGUUAUUCAUAUGCAUAGCGGUAAUUAUAGUGUCUUGCAUUAGCGCUGAAAUGAAAAUAAGAUGUUAUGCAUGUCGAAAUUAGACCGCCCAUUAUCAUCACCUCUGAUUGUUUGAGUACAGUUGCUGUACAUGGGUGAAACUGCUAUGUACAGCAACUCUACCCGUUAAUGGAGCAGCUCAUGACUCAUUUGGAAGUGUUUAUAAUUUAAUGCAAUCAUGUUCUCCCUACUGAUAUUAAUGUAAACACAGGCAUAUUUAACCUCUGCAGUGCAACAGUGAUGUAACUCGAUACUUCUCUCAGCUGUAGCUUUGGAGCUUUUCAACUUCAGUUUAUUGCAAGUCUGGCUAAAGACCUUAGUACUCCGCUUUUAAAAAUGCAGCCAAUAUAUUCCUUUAAACAUGAAGUCAUAUGAAUUGUAAUUUCCACCCCAGAUCUCAGAAUGAUGGAGAUUUUCCUUCCAAAUGAGCAAAAAUUGGACUGGGAGAAAUCUGUGGUAAUGCUGCACUAUGGUUAUUUUGCUUUGUAAUGAAAGCUCCAGCUGUCAUCAAAAGACUAAUGAUGAUGACGAUGGGAAAACGUCUAUAGUGAGUGGCCUGGCAGGUACUUGUGAUGGAGGACAAAUCACAAAUACAGCAAGGCAAAAUAUUAGCCUGAAUUAACAACAUGUUAAGCUAAAGCCAUAAAGAUGUAAAUUUACCAUGAACAAGUGCAUUUAAUAGGGCCAUAUAUCAUUGGAGGCUGUCCUGGCUACAGCAUGAGACUAACCCCAGGCUUCUGUCAAAGUUAUAUUUCUAUCGGGACUUGCAAACUUCCUAUUGUACUCAUUAUUUAGUUCAGUGACCUUUAUCGUACCUCCUUGUUAUAUAUAACCUUUUCCUACAUCAUCACAUGCAGUAUAUACCAUUUUUUUGUUUUCUUGUCUGUGGCCCUUUUCAGGAUAUCUUUAAUGUGGGCUUUUUUCAAGUUUGUUUUGGUUUCCUUUUCCUGUAUUGCUUCCCUUCACCCACUUCCCAGGAUGUGUUGUGUUUCCUCUGUAAACCAAUAAAUUGGUU
Scomber japonicus (chub mackerel) is the source of this 2203-nucleotide messenger RNA. Its product is annotated as ubiquitin-conjugating enzyme E2 D4-like. Gene Ontology annotation, molecular function: ubiquitin conjugating enzyme activity. NCBI's taxonomy places the organism in Eukaryota, Metazoa, Chordata, Actinopteri, Scombriformes, Scombridae. The transcript has 7 exons. Gene Ontology annotation, biological process: ubiquitin-dependent protein catabolic process; protein polyubiquitination. Gene Ontology annotation, cellular component: nucleus. The record is from RefSeq and is a predicted model, not a curated record. Bases 113 to 556 code for a protein of 147 amino acids.